This is a messenger RNA of Chaetomium globosum CBS 148.51, 771 nucleotides long. RefSeq lists its product as uncharacterized. The transcript has a single exon. The record is from RefSeq and is a predicted model, not a curated record. Gene Ontology annotation, molecular function: protein binding. Bases 1 to 771 code for a protein of 256 amino acids. NCBI's taxonomy places the organism in Eukaryota, Fungi, Ascomycota, Sordariomycetes, Sordariales, Chaetomiaceae.
AUGCACUCCGCAGUCGUGGAAGCCCAGUCCCCGGUCCUCAACACCUUCGUCAACAACACCAACUUCAAAGAGGCCGGCGAGCGGCACGCCUCGCUGCCCGACGUCGACGAGGACACCUUCAUCACCUUCAUCCAGUACGCCUACACGGGCGCCUUCGAAGUCGCCGGCACGGCGCACCAGCGGGACCGCCUCGCGGACGUGGUCCUCAAGGACUGCGCCAGGGACUACGACGACGACGGCGGCGGCAGCUGGAGCGCCGGCUACGACGCCCGCCCCGCCCGCUUCGUGGCCCACGGGCCGGGGCGCCGCCGCAAGCCCGAUCCGUGGGCGGCCUUCAAGACGGCCGUGGCUGCCGCCCGCCCGAAGGGCUACCUGCCGCCGUUUGAGGAGGUCCUGAUCGAGCCGGGUGAUGAUGUCGCGGAUAUGCUGAUCCGCUAUACCCGGCUGUAUCUGUUUGCGGAUUGUUAUGGCAUCGAUCGGCUGAUGGGUUUGUCGUUGUUUAGCCUGGGGAAGACGCUCAUUGCGCUUGAUCUCAAGACGUACAAUGGGAACAGGGGGGUUGAGGAGCGGGUGCAGGAUGUGGUGGCGUUGUUGCAGUUUUGUUAUAAUAGUAGUGACCCUGCGCCGGAUCAGCUGACAUCCCUGAUUUUGCGCUAUGUUGCCUGCAAUGCGGAAAGGCUGUGGAAGAACAGUGAUUUUCAGAAGUUGCUGGCGACGCACGCGGAACUCGGCGCUUCUCUGGUUGGGUUAUUGGUGGAGAGGUUGGAUUGA